Messenger RNA from Thyridium curvatum, 1884 nucleotides. RefSeq lists its product as uncharacterized. The record is from RefSeq and is a predicted model, not a curated record. Lineage: Eukaryota; Fungi; Ascomycota; Sordariomycetes; Thyridiales; Thyridiaceae. The coding region runs from base 1 to 1884 and encodes 627 amino acids. Gene Ontology annotation, cellular component: nucleolus; cytoplasm. Gene Ontology annotation, molecular function: mRNA binding. Gene Ontology annotation, biological process: nuclear-transcribed mRNA catabolic process, nonsense-mediated decay; positive regulation of translation. The transcript has 2 exons.
AUGGCCGCACCCCAGGUCUUGUCUCGCAAGGCAAACGGCGUACUACCCAUCCCAGCCAGCCAGACAGGGAACGAUGCGCCCAAGCCAGCUAAGAACAAAUCGUUGAUGGAGGGAGAAAAGGUUGUAAUUCGCCGCCUGCCCCCCGGAAUGACCGAAGAAGAAUGUCUGCAAAUCCUAGGCGGACAAUGGCAUGCCGGUGCUGGCAAGGUCGGCUGGUUCUCGUUCCAUGCGGGCAAGAUUUCGACCGACCCCUCGAAGCCGUCGAGACCCUCGCGAGCCUAUCUACAAGUCCUGAAGCGAGAUGAUCUGAUGGCGCUGUCGGAGGUUGUGAGGACAGCCACGUGGGAGGACGCCAAGGAAAGCUGGACGAACCCCGUUCUCAUCGGACCCCCAACUACAGAAUUCGCUAUGUACAAGAAGAUUCCUAACGGGAAGCGACGGAGUGAUGGGCGACAGGGCACGAUCGAUCAAGACCCUGAAUUUAUGGACUUCCUCGAGGCGCUCGCAAACCCAACCACGCAAAAGGAUGGCGAGAAUGAGCAGGCGGCAGAUGAGGAUGCGAAGUCAGGCUCCAGAACGACCACGACACCCCUGAUUGACUACCUGCGCGAGAAGAAGGCGAACAAGGCGAAGGAGGCGAGUGCUAAGGCCGCUAAGCAAGCCAGGCAGGAGGCACAGGGCAAGGGCAAGGGAUCGAACGGAGACGACUCAAAGAAAAAGUCCAAGUCGGAUAAGACUGCCGAGAAACCCAGGGAGACGGUGAAGAUAUUGACCAAGAAAGCGGCGACGGAAGCUGCCGCCGAAGCAGCCAAGGCAGCUGCGGCGCAGAUCACAGCUUCGAAAGAGGAUGCACCUAAGAGCCGUAGAGCCGGCAUUGCUGCUGCCGCUAGGAUCCUUCAACGUGAUCUCGGUCUGAGCCCUGGCAACGCCCACAGGAGGGCGCGACAGCAGGCCGCGCAAGCCGAGAGCGAGGCCAAGGCCAAUGCUACCAAAGAAGUGGCCCCGGAAUCGCCGGCAGCCCCCUCAGGAUCAUCAUCAUCCAAAGUUUCGAAGGAUAAGGAGCCCGCCUCCACAGGGACCAAAGCCCAGUCGCAAUCGCAGACUCAGCAGCCAGCCUCGCAAGGAUCCAGAGGCAAAAAGAAUGCCACCGCUUCAGACACUGGUAAGGGAAAGGGUCAGAGUGAGAAUGCGAAUCCGUCUGCGACCGCGGGCAAGCCAGUCGUCCUCCUGAAAAAGAAGGAGAAGGAAGACGCCUCGUCACCAGCACAAACUAGAGCCAGUCCCAGUCCUGCCAUCGCUACUGCUGCUCCCACUGGACCGAAAGCUGCCAGCGGAAAAGGCACUCAAGCACAGGGCUCGAGGAGAGGCGCCGCCGCCGCCGCCACGCCCACUGCAGGCGCCACCAGAGCUUUCGUAAAGCACGCAAACCCAUCGCAGGGUGUCACGGAGGCGCUGCUCAAGGAGGCACUCAAGGACUUUGGAGCAAUCACGUUUGUCGAGAUUGACCGACGCAAGGGCUUUGCCUACGUCGAUUUCGCCGAGCACGAAGGCCUCGCCAAGGCCAUGGCGGCCAGCCCCGUCUCUGUUGCCCAAGCCAAUGUCCAGAUCCUGGAGCGCAAGGAGACGAAGAAGAACGCUGGCUCCUCGGCGGCCGGCGCGAGCAGCGCAAAUGCCAACGCUGCUGCGGGAAGCUCGGCAGCCACCCCGGCCACGCCGACCACGCCGACCGCCGAACAGGCCGAGCAGUCGCAGACGCAGCCGCCGCAUAAGCGAGGUGGGAGGCGUCGUGGCGGUCGCAGCCGCGGCGACGGACAGAGCAAAGAGGGCAAGAACGCCGAGGGUUCGAAGGGCGCAUCCUCUGCUGCCCCUCCUCCAGCGACGUGA